CAUCCCCAUGUUCAGCAUCACUCCAGAGCUGGCUCCCUGCACCCUGUGCCAGCCCAGGAAAUCACCCAGGACACGGGGGAUGAUGCAGACACUACAUACCCAUGUCCAGGACAGAGGGGGCUGAAUGCUCCCCAGACCUGGGGGAGGGUUGGGUGGCUGCAAUGCUCAGUGAAGGGCUCAACCUCAGCCUGGGGAGGGGCCCACUGUCCUCCCUGGGGCUCAUGGUGUGCUUGCCCAGCUGGCCACAGCCCCCACCUGCCUGGGAAGAUGUCUGCCCUCCCCACCUGCCCCCCUGGCUCUGGGACUUGUUCACCCACACCAGGACAUGGUUCAAAGGGUGGCCCUGAGCCCUGGGAACAUCCAGCUGGGACCAGUGCUGCUCCAGGCCAGGACUUCAUGGCCAUGUGGAAAAACAGCUCUAGUGCCAACAGAUCUGAAACAAGUCUGAGCAUGGGAUGACCUCCCACCCCAGGCACUUCUGUCCAUCCCAGCAUGUCCAGCCCCACUGCUACCCCAGCUGUGUGCUCACAACCAGCCCCCUGUGCCCUCCAUCACAGCCCUGUGGUGCUCUCCCGCUCCAGCUCCACAGGCUGCAGAACUAACACAACUCAUGACAGCAAAAGCCUAAGCCCCCCAGGUGUCUUUUGACAGUACCUUCCCACGUCCGUGUUUGUGCCAGGCUUGGCCCCUCACUGCUGCCCACAGCUGGCACAAGGCCACUGGGGGACCUUAGCCUGGCCAGCUAUGAGCCACAUGGCUCCCUGGCUGCUAUAAAGCUCGUGGUCCCCAAGGGUUCAGCCCGUCUCCUUUCAGGAUGGUGUUCCUGUGGGUAGUUGCCUGCCUGGCCCUUGCCAGCGCCGUCUCAGGCUGCGGGGUGCCUGCCGUCAGUCCCUCGGUGGCCUACAGCGAGAGGAUCGUCAACGGGCAGAACGCUGUACCCGGCUCAUGGCCCUGGCAGGUGUCCCUGCAGACCCGCACAGGAUCCCACUUCUGCGGCGGCUCCUUGAUCAGCCAGUACUGGGUUGUCACAGCUGCUCACUGCAAUUUCAACCCGAAUGCCCACGUUGUCGUCCUCGGGGAAUAUAGCCUUGCUUCCAAUGCCGAGGCCGUUCAAGUGAAGACUGUGUCCAGGGCCAUCACCAACCCCGGCUGGAACCCCAACACCAUGAACAACGACAUCACCCUGCUGAGGCUGUCCACGCCCGCCCAGCUGGGAUCCCGUGUGUCCACCAUCUGCCUGGCCCCUGCCAACCUGGUUCUGCCCACCAACGCCUGGGCUGUCACCACCGGCUGGGGACGCACCAACCCCAACUCCCAAGCCCUGGCAACAGUCCUGCAGCAGGUGACCGUGCCCCUGAUCUCCCAGAGCCAGUGCAUGCAGUACUGGGGCAACCGCAUCACCAGUGCCAUGAUCUGUGCUGGUGGGGCUGGUGCCUCCUCCUGCCAGGGUGAUUCUGGCGGACCUCUGGUAUACCAGAGUGGGAAUGGCUGGAUGUUGAUUGGCAUCGUCUCCUGGGGAACCUCCAACUGCAACACCAACACGCCGGCCAUGUACACUCGUGUCAGCCAGUUCCGUAACUGGAUCAACACCAUCGUUGCUCAGGGCUAAAGGUGCUGCCAGCGUGAUCCCUUCACUGGGAUUAAUAAAGCAUCAGCAUUUGCUUGCGCCAA
Molecule: messenger RNA, 1671 nt
Organism: Corvus hawaiiensis (hawaiian crow)
Lineage: Eukaryota; Metazoa; Chordata; Aves; Passeriformes; Corvidae
Gene: CTRL
Product: chymotrypsin like
Exons: 7
Coding region: 815-1609 (264 amino acids)
Biological process (GO): proteolysis
Molecular function (GO): serine-type endopeptidase activity
Source: RefSeq, a predicted model, not a curated record